AGGCUUCGGUCGGGAAAAUGGACCCAGCGAUGUUUCUGUAUGAUGUUCCACCAUCACUAAUGGACACAUUCUGUAAAAUUAUGGACACUGGCCAUGACACACUCGGAUGGAGAAGUUUAGCUUCACGCAUUUUACCUAGCUGGCUAGAUGUCCGAUGUACGGAGAGAGUCGCAGCUUCUGGCAAAAGCCCCACACACGAAAUCAUGUGGACGUGGGCGCAGCAGAACAAAACAGUCGGGGACCUUAUUCAGGUGUUGGAGGAUAUGGGGCACUUAAGGGCGAUAAGACUGUUUAAACGUCAAGAGUCUGUUGAUACUGCCCAGUCUCCCUUGCAGCACUCUGAGUCAUACAGUGAAGAAUCCAGUGAAUCUCAUCCAGGUUUCCAUUUGGAUGGCCUUAAAGAAGUUAAAAAAACAGGGGUCUUGAUCACUUACUCAGAAAUUAUAGAAGGAACUAGGAAUUUUCAUCAAGACCUGAAAAUUGGAGGGAGCUCCUUUUCAGAUGUAUACCGUGGGACUAAGGGAAAUGAAACCUUUGUCGUAAAGGUCUUUAAGCAGGUAAAUAAAGCUUCCUGGAAGGUGAUGUGGGACAAGUUCAAGACUGAAAUUGAAGUUCUUCAUCUUUACCAGCAUCCUAACAUCCUCCAGUUGUGGGGCUGCUUCUCAGAGGGGAAUCGUUUCUGUUUGGUUUACCCUUAUCUACGCCAUGGAUCGCUCUUCCAUAGGUUGCAUGAUCAGGAUGUUGAAAGGCAUCUGUCACGGCAGGAGCGUCUGGACAUCAUUAAAGGGACUGCAAAGGCUGUGCACUACCUGCACACAACACAGCCCUGCACUGUAAUAUGUGGCAACAUCACAAGUUCAAACAUACUUUUGGAUGAGCGCUUACAGCCGAAACUCUCAGACUUUGGAAUGGCUCACCUCAGACCCCAUUCUGUUAACCAGAGCUGCACUAUAACAAUGGAUACAGGCUCUUGUGGGCACCUGGGUUACCUGCCAGAUGAGUAUAUCCGUCAUGGCAAGCUAUCUGUCAAGGUGGAUGUCUACAGCUUUGGAAUGAUUGUCUUGGAGACAUGCACAGGUCAAAAGGUGAUACAAAAUUCUCCCAAGCACACAUUAUUGAGGGAUGUUUUGAAUAAAGAAGUGGAGGACAGAGGCAGUGUGGAUGCCUGUCUGCAUUUCCUGGACCCCAAAGCAGGCCCUUGGCCCAGUGCUGAAGCCCUCUGUCUGUUACGACUGGGACUGGAGUGCACAGCUGGUAAAGCUAAGGGUAGACCUGACAUGAAGACAGUGCUGCAGAUUUUAAGUCAGCUUCUACCCUUACCGUUCCCUCCCGACGACCAGCCACACACUUUGGACGACAAUGUAUAUCACCAUUUCGUAUGCAAUGGGGAGCAAGGCCCCAGCAUGCCCACAGAAGAUGAUGAGAUGUACAGUUCCCUAGAGAAACCCCACCCAGUGAGAGCCACAGUAGGAGCAGAGGGAAGCCCUUGCGAAUGCAGCCAGUCUGAGGUCACUUUUUUAGGCAUUAAAGAGCAAAGGAGGCAGGCUUCCAGCCAGUCUCCUCUGGACAACUUUAUUGAGAAUGCUGUUGUCCAACCGUCACAACCAGCCUUCAACCAGGAUGUGGACCUUUAUGGAAGUUGGCCUGUUGAAUGCAGCUGUGCAGCUGACGGGUGUGAUGAAGGGUGUGAGGAUUGCUGUGCUAAUGGAUUCACACAGUCACCAUUGUUUCUUUCUAGAGAGGACGUUGGUCAGUCCUCUCAAAGUGUCACAGAGAACCCUGCCAAAGAGAGGAUCAGGAACAAGAUUCAGCUCUACAACAGAGGCCUGAUGAAUACAGAGGAACUUCUCUCAAUAUCAUUGGAGUGAUGCACCAACUACUUGUCAGUCAAACUUCCAGUUAAUACUUAUAAAUACCUAAACAAAUGUCAUAACCUCAGUAGAAAAUACCACAUGAAUACCUCAUCGAAGGAUUGUGAUUCGGAUUCAGAUCAGUGUGAUUCCAGUGCUCAGACAAAACCACAGACAGUCGAAUUAUUUUAAUUAGUGAAUGAUGCCAUGCAUGCAUCUCGAGUUGCGCUAAAUAACAUUGCUUUGAGAGAUCUAGAGACUGAGACUUUGAGUGAUUGUCCAUUAGUCCUGAAACACUGCUUUGAGUCUGCAUGCCCACUAACUUACCUUUCAACAUGACUACCUAGCCAGCCUGCAUGCCUACUAACCGUUCUCUCAAUGGUUUUUCCUAUUAUAGUCUAGGGGAGUUUUUACUUGAUGCUGUCCCCUUUGGCUUGCUUGGGCUCACCUUGGCAUCAUUGGUCCAGUAUUUUGUAAAGCAGUUGCAAUGAAAAUAUUUAUUAUUAAUGCUUUACACACACAAAAAAAUAUUUAAAUGAAUGGAAUUGUACUGACCAGACCUGUAGUAACUCAAAACAAAAUGUAUAUACUUUUCUAUUUCUGGACUGUUAUUAUUCCAUGCCUUUAUUAGCUGUUAUUUCAUUAUUGGCAGAUGUUACAU
Chanos chanos (milkfish) is the source of this 2511-nucleotide messenger RNA. RefSeq names its product interleukin-1 receptor-associated kinase 3 (gene irak3). The coding region runs from base 18 to 1868 and encodes 616 amino acids. Gene Ontology annotation, molecular function: ATP binding; protein kinase activity; protein binding. Gene Ontology annotation, biological process: signal transduction; protein phosphorylation. The transcript is spliced from 13 exons. The record is from RefSeq and is a predicted model, not a curated record. NCBI's taxonomy places the organism in Eukaryota, Metazoa, Chordata, Actinopteri, Gonorynchiformes, Chanidae.